AUGUCGCAAGAAAAUGAAAAUAUUAGUGAAUGGUGUUUAAUUGAAAGUAAUCCCUGUAUUUUUUAUGAUAUGCUGCAAAAAAUGGGAGCUAAAAGUAUUUCAGUAGAAGAUGUUUAUGGUUUAGAAUACUUUGAUGACUAUAUAAUUAAUAAAGAAGAAAUAAAUAUUAAUCAUAUUUUAAGUAUAGAAGAAUAUAAGAAUGAAAAAGAAAAAUUAGAAAAAAUUAAUGAAAAAAAGAGUGAACAAAGAUUUUAUAACGAUAUGUGUAUAGAAACAAAAUAUAAUAAAUUAUUAAAGAAUAACACAUAUAUAUAUGGAAUUAUAUUUUUAUUUAACAUUGGAAAUGAUUAUAAUAAUGAUAAAUAUAUUGAACAUAAUGUACCUGAAAAUUUAUUUUUUGCAAAACAAGUUAUACCAAACGCUUGUGCUACUCAAGCUAUAUUAUCAAUUGUUUUAAAUAAAGAUAUUGAAUUAAAUGAAGAAAUAAAAAAUAUGAAAAAUUUUAGUAAACAUUUCGAUAGUUCUAUGAAAGGGUUAACAUUAUCAAAUUGUAACUUUCUUCGUAAUAUUCAUAAUUCUUAUAAAGUUCCUAUAUAUAUAGAUAAAGAAGAUUUUUAUGACGAUAAAAAAAAUACCGAUGCUUUUCAUUUUGUUUCAUAUAUUCAAUAUGAUAAAUCGGUGUAUUUAUUAGAUGGUUUACAAAAGGGACCUGUUUUAAUUAAAAAUGAAGAUACUGAACUAAAUAAGGAUUGGAUAGAUAUUGUUAGGGGUGAUAUUAAAAAAGAAAUAGAAAGAAUAUGUAAUUCUAAAAAUGAAAAAGAUAAUAGAUUUAAUAUUUUAACUGUAAUUAAAGAUAAGGAGUAUAUAAUUCAAAAUUUCAUAAACAUUCAUAGGAUUAUCAGACAACGAACAAAUAUUAAAUUAAUAGGUUUAGGAGAAAAUAUUGAAUUAACUGAUGAAAUCAAUGAAGAUGAUUUUAGUUUUUCGAAUUUACCUACUAUAGAGGAUUUACCUAAUGAUUUAAGUGAAUUAAAUCGUAUUUUACAAAAAUCAACCUUAGAAAUUAAUUAUUUAGAAAAUCUUUUAAAUGAACAAAUAGAAAUGAAAAAGUUGUGGCACAAAGAACUCACUUUCAAGUUUUUUAAUUUUUAUCCAUUUAUUAUGUCUUCACUUAAUCUUAUGGCUAAACAUAAACUUCUAAAAGAAAGUUAUCAAAAAGAAAAAUUAAAGAAAUCAACAGGAUAA
Molecule: messenger RNA, 1245 nt
Organism: Plasmodium gallinaceum
Lineage: Eukaryota; Apicomplexa; Aconoidasida; Haemosporida; Plasmodiidae
Product: deubiquinating/deneddylating enzyme, putative
Exons: 1
Coding region: 1-1245 (414 amino acids)
Biological process (GO): protein deubiquitination; ubiquitin-dependent protein catabolic process
Cellular component (GO): cytoplasm
Molecular function (GO): cysteine-type deubiquitinase activity
Source: RefSeq, a predicted model, not a curated record